GACCUCGUCGUCGACGACGAGCAGGCUGUCGCGGACAUCUUCGAGAUUUUGGACAUCGUGUUUGGCUGACACUGCCAUCUUUUCCUGUGCAUUGGCCGCCAUCAAGAUCAUUCCCUCAAAUAUCAGCCGCGUCUGCAGAGGUCCGCCCAGGUCUCGCUUUCGGCCACCACUUUCCUCCACUUUCUCCUUCCUUUCGAUUUUCUUUACGCCGAGCCAGGUGCUUGUUGCGCAGCUACUAUUUUAACCAUCCGCGUCUGGAACGCCUCUAAAUCACACCCCUCACAGUCCUUUCGGCAUCACUCAAAUUCGUUAGACCGCUCCACUAACACUGAGCAUCGUGUGCAAUGUCACUGAAGGCCGAGCUCGAGACAUGGGCCGCCGCCCUCAAGGCUUACGACGAAGGCGACUUCGAAAAGUCCCUCGAACUCUUCUCGCAGAUCGCAGACUCGUCCAAGAUUCUCACCAAUAUGGGACUCAUCUAUGCCACCAUAGGCGAGCACGAAGCCGCCGUCGAGCAGUUCAUCGCUGCAACCCAACUCGAUACAUACCUCGCUGUUGCCUACUUCCAGUGUGGUGUCUCCAACUUUCUUCUGCAGCGGUACGACCUCGCUUUCAGAGACUUUGACGGCGCUCUCCUCUACCUUCGUGGCAACGAGAACAUCAACUACGAACAACUCGGCCUGAAGUUCAAGCUCUAUUCCGCGGAAGUUAUGUUCAACAAAGGUCUAUGCCAAAUCUAUCUUGGCGAUCUGGAGAAGGGUUUGUCUAUCAUGGAGGAGGCGAAGAAGGAGAAGUCGACAGACGAGCACAAUGUCAUUGACGAUGCCCUCGCCGACCGUGGAGAGGGAUACACUGUCUUUAGCAUUCCCGUUGGCAUGCUCUACCGGCCCUCCGAAUCCAAGAUCAAGAACGCCAAGACCAAGGACUACCUUGGCAAGGCCAAACUUGUGGCUACAUCUGAUGAAAACGAAGUAUACACAGAGUUCUCCGGUGUAGCUCGCAUGAAACAGGGUAUUUCACCCCAGGGCGUUCGUCUCGAGGACGCUCCCGCUGGCAACCUCAGCCGUUCAGUUACUGUUGCGGUUACGUCGCGCCCGACCGUACCAGAUGAAGACAGGCCACAGCCGACUCUUCAGCGAGCUAAGACUACUAUCAGCGUCCCCUCCGACGCUCGCGAUCGCAUUCGUGGGGCGAACUCGGGACCGAGCUCGCCUGCUUCGAACCCUACGUCUCCUGCCCGCGGACCGGGCGAAGGUCCACCACUUGCUGGACCUGGCCGUAGUCUCAGCAUGCGUCGUCCAGGCGAGCGUGCCCCCGCACCGCUCACCAAUACCGCUCCGCUUAUUGCUGGCUCGAGCCGCCCCCCACCCCCGUCUGCUCCUUCUCGUCAAGACAGCGUACGCAUGACCGAAUUCUAUGAUGACUACAUCAACGCGUACGGAGGCACCGAGGACAUUCCGCCUGUUCCGAACUCACAGCCCCGCCCUGCCGACCGCGUCGCCAACUGGGCACGCAACAACGCGAACCCGCCGCAACGGUCCCGCUCGACCGCGCCGUCGUCAUACGCACCGAGCGCCCCGGGCACGCUGCGCCGGAAGACGACGAAACGGGUGAACCGCGCGCCAGCGCGCAGCACGUACUACGAAGAGGAGGAGGAAGGCUAUGCAAGCGGUGACUACGAGGACGGGCCGUACGAGAUGACUAAGAUCCGCGUCAAGCUGCAUUACCAGGACGACGUGCGCGGGAUGGCGAUCGACGCGCAGAUGCCGUUCGAGGAGUUUAUCGAGCGCAUCACUUCCAAGUUUGGCCGCUCGUUCGAGGGACUCGGCAUGAAGUUCAAAGACGAGGACGACGGGCGCGUCACGCUUCGCGACGAGAUGGACUACGAGCUCGCGAUCGAGACCGCCAAGGAGAGCGCCAAGGGCAAGCCUGAGGGUAGGCUUGAGAUCUGGUGUACCGACAUCUGAACCCCGUUCAAGGUCUGGCUGCGCCGGGCUCACGAUUUGAGUGAUGUUGUUUCGUUCCUGUUUUCGUGUGGGUUUGGGGCUUGUUUCGGGUUUCGCUUGUAGACAUACGACACCGUUAUUGCACUGUGCUAUCGCUCGUUUUGCCAUGCUGUGAUUUAUCAGACUGUUAUAUCACACCGUAUCCUGACAUCAAUGUUACAUUGCCUUUCAGUCCUCAGACAUAUGCUAUCUUUGGAACUCUGGUCCGUUCAAGCUGUGUACUCCAAACGGAAACGUGGAUGGCGCCUGCCGUCCGCGAAACGUUCGAAGGAGGCCGAAGCAAGUGUGGCGCAAAACGAAUGUCAAACGUGACUGGCCUUCUGUCUGUCUCUGAUUCGGUCUCAGAAUGUACCAUUGGGAGAGUCACGCUUUCCAAGGAGGAAAGAGAUGGCCUGGAACGCGGCCCAAGGAACGAAUUGAGGAGUCAUAUGCCCACUGUACGAAAACUCAAUGUAGGUAAGACCGCGCUCCUGGUGCAAGGUCCCAAAGUUGCCCAUAUUGUCGACGAUGAACGAAUCGUUUUCGAUCGGCGUCUGGAAGCCCUGCAGGCCGUCCCAGGUCAUGUUUUGGAUCGCGAUGCGCGUGCCCUCCGCGACGAGGAUGAAGUCUGCGAGGCCGUGCACGACGACGGUGCGCACGCUCUUCUCUAUCACAUUCGGCAUCACGCUCAGCAUCGACGCGACGCUCGUGUCGCGCCCCGGGCCGUUGCCCGUCGCGUUCGUGUACACGCUCCCCGAGGUGCAGUCUUCCCAGACGAUGUGCGGCGCGUGGAUCGCGUCCUGGACGUCCGUCCGGUUGAAGUACACGAACUCCUGCGUCGACUCCGGGAAGCCGAUCACGCUCCAGAGCGUCGGCCACGUGUCCGAGACGCGGUACACGUCGAACGCGGGGUUCAGGAUCGACACUUGUUGCUGGAUCGGGCUGUGCAUUCUGCAGUCUGCCGACACGCCAACUUCGAGCGUCACGUUGUCGAUCGUCGCGCCUGCAGGAAGAGGCAGCUGCCCUUUCGGCGGGUACGUCACAAAAUCGAGGUAGUCAGUGUACCCGCACGCGUCCGAGAUGUUUUGAAGGUGCGCGUAGAAGGACGCAUUGAACGGGAAGAGAUCUUUGUGUGCGAGUGCGAAGCGGAGCGCAGGGAUCUCUUGCUGGACGAGGUCCCAGGACAGAGAAGGGUCCGCAAUCGAGAUGCCGUGCAGAUUGAGGUCGAGCCCCGGGUGUUCGUAGAUGUAGUUGGCAAUGUAGGGGACAUAGAAGCCAGCAUAGCUCUCCCCGCUCAGCCAGAAAUCGCUGCCCUUCAGCUCUUCGAAGACGUCCAGGAACUGCCCGAGGAAACCGAAGACUUGCGCUGCCAGCUCGUCAUCGUUGGUGAUGUUUGGUGUUCCUUGAGAAAAGCCAGUUCCGACCGGUUGUUCGACCCAGACGACGUUCGCGAGUUGGGUCCAGGCCCAUUUAUUUGGCGUGGGCUCCGCUUGUCCCCAAGACCACGAGAUGGGACCGUUUUCUUGCAGGAAACCCUCCAGCGAGGAGCAUCCCGGACCACCGUUCGUCCAAAACAAGAGAUCGUUUUUGUUUGACGCGUUCGUCGUAGGCCAGAACCAGAAGAACAGCUUCCUCGUUUCGUUGGGGUCCCCCGAGAUGGGCAUGAGCCCCGACCACGAAUCACCCGCGUCGAAAUUCACGUCUGGAAUCUUAGUUCCAUCAACGUGGAACUGCUGCGCCUUGGGGUUCUUGAAAGUGAUAAUCGGCUCGCGCUUCUGCAGCUCCGGCUCGAGGGGGGCCUGGGGAGGCCCGAGGAAGCUGCGCAUGCGCUGGCGCUGCUCGACCUGGAAGUUCGCGGCGUCCUCGAGCCCCUGCAUCGCGCUCCCGCUGAAGAUGCGGGCGCUGCUGAGGGAGGCCAGGGAGACUAGCAGCGGGAAAAAAGAGCUCAGACGCAUUGUGGUUGGGCCAAGCUGCUACAC
This is a messenger RNA of Phanerochaete carnosa HHB-10118-sp, 3964 nucleotides long. RefSeq lists its product as uncharacterized. Lineage: Eukaryota; Fungi; Basidiomycota; Agaricomycetes; Polyporales; Phanerochaetaceae. Bases 345 to 1967 code for a protein of 540 amino acids. The transcript has 17 exons. Gene Ontology annotation, molecular function: protein binding. The record is from RefSeq and is a predicted model, not a curated record.